AUGCUCCAAUAAUCAACAAUAUAACACUUAUACCUAAUCCUCCUGUAUCUAAUUCCACGCUUGAGGCUAAAGGUUCAGCUACGACCAACGCUGAUAUGGUUGAUGGUGCUUUAUUAGUUUUCCAAAUCGCGAAUAAUAAUGGAUCUGUAUUUUACACCCAAGAAUAUGAUAUUUGCGGCAAACUUACAACUAAGUUCCAACUAAAGA
This is a messenger RNA of Racocetra fulgida, 207 nucleotides long. Lineage: Eukaryota; Fungi; Glomeromycota; Glomeromycetes; Diversisporales; Gigasporaceae. The record is from the annotation of a GenBank genome assembly.